Carcharodon carcharias (great white shark) is the source of this 4434-nucleotide messenger RNA. It is a transcript of the gene acbd3, whose product is annotated as acyl-Coenzyme A binding domain containing 3. Gene Ontology annotation, cellular component: Golgi membrane. The transcript is spliced from 8 exons. Gene Ontology annotation, molecular function: fatty-acyl-CoA binding. The record is from RefSeq and is a predicted model, not a curated record. Lineage: Eukaryota; Metazoa; Chordata; Chondrichthyes; Lamniformes; Lamnidae. Bases 36 to 1625 code for a protein of 529 amino acids.
GGGUAGCCGCGGCGGUGGUGGCGGCGGCGGCGGCCAUGCUGGAGAUGAUGGCGGCAGCGGCCGAUAGCAGCUCGGUCUCGGCCGGCGGUUCCGCCCGGCUGGAAGUCUCCAUCGACGGCCUAACGUUGAGCCCGGACGAGGGAGAGCAGGAGAGCAGCAAGCCGCGGGAGGCCUCACUUAACGACACCCAUCCCAGAGCAGCGGCCCCAGUGCCUGAGUCGGAGCCGGGAGCCGAGGCUGGGGCCGGGGCAGAGAAGCUGCAGGAGGGACAGACACGGGCUGAGGAGAUGGAGGAACACUGGGGCUUCCACCUGAAUGAACUCUACUGCCUGGCCCUCAAAUUCUUUAAAGAAAAAGAUGGGAAAGCUUUCCACCCAACAUAUGAAGAGAAACUGAAGUUUGUCGCUCUGCAUAAACAAAUCACAGUUGGUCCAUACAGCCCUGACUCGUGUCCGGAAGUUGGCUUCUUUGACGUUCUUGGCAAUGAUAGGAGGAGAGAAUGGACUGGCCUGGGGAACAUGAAGAAAGAAUAUGCCAUGGUGGAAUUUGUCCAGUUGCUGAACAAAUGCUGCAGUCUGUUUGAACCAUAUGUCACAUCCCAUAAAAUAGAGAAGGAGGAGCAGGAAAGGAAGAGGAGAGAAGAGGAGGAGAGGCGUCAAAGGGAAGAGGAGGAGCGAGAACGUUUGCGGCAGGAGGAAGAGAGAAGGCAGCGAGAGGAGGAAGAAAAAAGGAGGCGGGAGGAGGAGGAGAGGAGGAGGCUGGAGGAAGAACGGCUACGAAUGGAACAACAAAAGCAACAAAUCAUGGCUGCCUUAAAUGCACAAACUGCCGUGCAGUUCCAGCAGUAUGCAGCCCAGCAGUAUCCUGGUAACUUUGAACAACAGCAACUCCUGAUUCGUCAGCUUCAAGAGCAGCACUAUCAACAGUACAUGCAACAGCUGUACCAGGUGCAGCUAGCACAGCAGCAGGCAACACUACAGAAACAGCAAGAGCCAAUAGUAUCAACAACCCACAUUGGGGUAGGAGAGGUCCCGACAGUGAACGGACAGACAACUACACACACAGACCCUUCGGAAAAAGAGCCUGAGCCAGAAUCUUCGGAAGAAGUGUUGGAAAAUGGACCAAAAGAGGCAGCUCCAGUCAUAGCAGCCCCUUCCAUGUGGACCCGGCCACAAAUCAAAGAUUUCAAGGAGAAGAUCCGGCAGGAUGCAGACUCAGUCAUCACGGUGGGCCGGGGGGAGGUAGUAACCGUACGGGUGCCUACUCAUGAGGAGGGGUCUUACCUCUUCUGGGAAUUUGCUACAGACAGUUAUGACAUAGGCUUUGGCGUCUGCUUUGAAUGGACGGAUUCUCCGAAUACCACAGUGAGCGUGCACGUCAGUGAGUCCAGUGACGAUGAGGAUGAUGAUGAAGACAAUCCCAGUGAAGGAGAAAAAGUCAAGAAGGAGGCCAGCAAAGUUCAGGUAGACGAGGUGGUGCCGGUCUACAGAAGAGAUUGCCACGAGGAGGUGUACGCUGGAUCCCAUCAGUACCCAGGCAGAGGGGUCUAUCUCCUGAAAUUCGACAAUUCCUACUCACUGUGGAGGUCAAAAUCCGUUUAUUACAGAGUAUAUUAUACCAGAUAAAACCAAGCUUUGGUUUGCCCUCACUUGGCAUCUGCUAUUUUUUUUGUUUUCUUUUGUAAACUUUAAUUUGCACAUUGUGCAUUGAAAUAAUUAUCUAAAUCAUUCUAUAUAAUAAAUUGGGUGAAGGAUCUGCUAUUGCAGUAAUGAGAAUCACUGCCAGGAACUGCUUUCAUUAGACUUCUUCAGAGUCAUUAUUAUACUGAGUUAUUGCUGUCAAUGAUGACUGUAUGUUACAUUGUGAGGAGUGGCUAAUGCAACCUCUAGUCUGUAGAGUCUGGGCUGUCAACUUAAAACUGAGGGUGGUUUAAGAAAGAAAUGCUUGAACAGAUGCAUAACAAUCACCUUGUCAACACACCUGAAUAAAUACCUCAGCACAGCUAUCUCUGAAUAUGGGCUCCAGCAGGUUUAAAAGCUUUGCCCGUUCUGCCAAGCUCUCUGGUGUCGCAGACGUUUCCAUGAGACGUGGUUAAACUGAAAGUUGCACGGGCUGUGAAUCUUGAGUUCAAGGGUGGGAAAAGGUGAGUUAACAUCUUGUGUGUGAUCGUCCUCGCACCCAAAGCAUCUUGCUGGUCAUCUGGAUGCUGCUGGGUUGCUUUUCACACUGUUCAACAUGGCAGUGGGACUACCAAUGGGGACUUGUAACUCCAGUCAUUCAGUGAGUGCCAUGGCUUUUCCUGUUAAAUUAAAAAGAAAACCUUUGUACUCAGGAUUUGAACUCCCCUUGGUUAAAAGAAUUGUCCUGACUGCCUCCUCGGUCUAUCCCCCUUGGUCCAUGAAACAUAUAUAUCCCUUGGGGUGCCUGGGGCCAGCUCAGGCUACUCUCCACAACAGCCUUUCCUCAGUGUUAACAAAGUGAUGUCCUUGUUGGAGUAAAGUGGCCCUCAGAAGGCUCAUCAAAAGUGCCUCGAGACACUGGAGCCACUUGCCUGAGCUCUUUAACUAAUGCCUCGUUCUAGAGGAGAGGAGAUACUGGAUAUAGGGCUGAGCACAGUGGUGGAAUACUGUUGCUGUAUGUAACCACAUUUUGCUGGUUUUUGAGGAUUGACUUUGAAGUUUCAGGUAUAUUCCUCCUUAAUACCUCACCCUGUGCCCCCUCCCUCCAAAAAAAAUCCCCAUCACAUGACUUGAUAUGUAAGUAUACCAACCAGUACAGUACUGAGCUGCUUCAUUCUCUACCAUGCUGAGUUACUUGAUCUUGGCUGCAGCAUUUGAAUGGGAAACAAACGUUCCCCUCAGCAUCUCUAGCUGAACUCGACAGGGUUCGGUGUCCUGAUCACUGUCCGAUGAUUCCAGCUGCUGUUUAUCAGGUUGAAGGCUUGCUUGCGAUGCCCUCUGGAGUCGGCCACACCGCUGUCACUCUGUCUGGGCUCACAGGUGAGGAAUUGAAAAGCACACAGGUUUCAUGUGAAAAUAGAGGUAAAGCAGCUGAUUAAAACUCUGUAGGAACAGCGAUGCUGUGUCCCAUUGGUCUCACCUCACUGACUUCUGCGGAGAUGUGGAGGCCAAAUCCAGCUCAGGUCUUUUGGAGCAUGGGCAGGCAAUUGCACAGGAAUUUAAGCAUUUUGAGUUGACUUUCACUUUAAUUUCCCACUCUGCCAAUUGUUGGUAAAACAGUGUAAUCCUUGUCCAAAAUUGUUCCAGUUUCAUCAGUUAUGUGCAGUUGUGUUCGUUCAAGAAUAAAGAAGUCUGGCAAUGAAUCAACAUGUUGAAGAGAGGAGGAACAGGCACUGGGGAGGUCAGAAAUAGUGAGCAGCCCUCCCUUUGUACCAAUGAAUUACCCCAUCUCCAGUAAGAGAGUAGUAGUGUAGAUUGUCUUGGUUUCGUUCUUUGUGAAACAGGAAAACUCCUGUUAGCCUCCACUCUCAAAGAUGCAUACUGAAGCUCCUACCCUUCACGGUUCUUAUUUUUUUAAUUAAUGUACAGGUUUAAUGCAACUGCUGAUGUCAUUGAAAAAGAGGCAAAUGCUCAAAUACUAGAGGGAUCAUCCUUGGCAUUGCUCACUUGCUAGUCCAAACCGCAGUAUAACUGUGACCGUAGUCCACCCCUUUUAAAAUCACUGCUCAGUUCCUUCCUGUGGGGACCCAGGCAGGCAGAUGGUGGGAGUUGAAUGGUAGCUGCUUCUAAAUUCCUGAGGUGGUCAAAAUGAAUGUAAGUUUUGGGCUCUAGGUCAUGAGAACCCCAGCCUGUUGCACUUUUUCUUUUUAAUUUUUAUAUAAAAAAAAACGGUUUGCACCGGUUAACAAAUGUGGGAUAGACACGUGCUAGAUGUAGACUUUCUUAUAUAUAAUUUAACACAUGCCGGUAUUCCUGGGUUCUUUUUCCAGCCGAUCAAGUGUUGUGGCUUGUUCAGGAGGUGGUUAUAUCGUCACCAAAGCAUCUUAGUUAAGAAUAACUUUAAGACUUCCUUUUGAAAUCAUUCUUUCAUUUCCUGGAGUGUGAUUCUGGUGUGCCUGCAUUGGUUUCGCUGCGACCUGUACAGUUCUGAGAUAGCAGUUGUUUCUGUGGGCAGUGCUGUUGUGUUUUUUUCUCUCUCUCUCUCCCCUAUAUAAAUAACUUGUUUCUUUAACACUUGUACAUAAAACUUCGGCCCACCCCCUUUUCUUUUUGUGCUUUGUAUUUACUGCUGUAUUCCUAAUUACAGAUGCCACCAGCUGUUUUAUAUAUGGUUUGCAUUAUUCUAAUUUUUAGAGAAACAAAUGUAAUGGACACUUACUUGGCAGGGACGUGUUACUGGAAGUGUGGCUCUGAUGUUCUGACCUGUUACUCUCGCAGAGAAUUUUCCCAGAAUAUUAAACUUGGAAAGAUUUUA